CUUCAUUCAAUCGUUUACACCAACGUGUCAGUGUCGCUGUACCUACUACCAACCAACCGCAAUGUCUGAAGUUGCCGCCGAAGCCGCUGCCGCAGCUCCUGCUGCCUCGCCAGCCAAGGCCAAGAAGCCAAGGGCCCCUAAGGGACAGGGCAAGCCGAAGAAGCCAUCGACCCAUCCUCCAGUGAACGAUAUGGUUGUUGCUGCUAUCAAAACCCUGAAGGAGCGCAACGGAUCGUCCCUGCAGGCCAUCAAGAAGUACAUCGCUGCCAACUACAAGUGCGAUGUCGCCAAGCUGGCCCCAUUCCUCAAGAAGGCCUUGAAGAACGGUGUCGAGAAGGGCAAGUUUGUCCAAACCAAAGGAACUGGCGCAUCCGGAUCGUUCAAGCUGAAGGCUGAGGCCAAGAAGGCCGCCGGCGAGAAAAAGCCCAAGAAGGCCGGUGAGAAGAAAGCCAAGAAGGCUACCGGUGAGAAGAAGAAGGCUGCCAAGAAACCAGCUGGGGAAAAGAAAGCCAAGAAGCCAGCCGGCGAGAAGAAAGCCAAGAAACCAGCUGCAGCGAAAAAAGCCAAAGCUGCCGGUGCAAAGGCCGCCAAAAAGGCCGGAGGUGUGAAGAAGGCCGCUGCCCCGAAACAAAAGGCCACCAAGCCAUCCAAGACCGCCGCAAAGAAGCCAAAGACCCCGAAACCGAAGAAGGCCGCCCCCGCCAAGAAAGCUGCCGCGAAGAAAACCGCCGCCAAGAAGUAAUCUGGCGAUUUUCGGAACCAUCAGUCGUCAUACUGCGAAACAGUAUCCCACUUUCAAAUCAGUCCUUUUCAGGACUACCAUCUUAGAUCUUACCAAAGAGUUAAAAGUUGAAAUGGUUUCCUAUCAUCCAAUGCCAGGUCAUACGUUUCCUAGAAUACUGCUAGGUGCAAUUCUCAAAUAGGCCGGUCAGCUCGGCAUGAUUGAGUGUUGCCUUUUCGCUGCCGCCGAGCUUCCAGAGUGAAACUCUCGAAUCUUUGCACCGUGUUGGUGUAGUUAAGGUUAAUUGAAAAUGACUGCAACUUCCCUGCAGAUUGAUUGGUUGGUGAAAUUCCUGUUACUACCCGGUUGACAUAGAGCAAGUCACCUGGAAGGCUGCACUUGAAAUGAUGAAAUUCACAAACACCAAUCGUGAGAAGCACUAAUUGUCACGAUACAGCCAUUUCUGUCUUCGCGCUUCGAUAUAACGUGCAUUUUACCCUCGAUAUACGUACACCAAAAUUUGUCUCAAUGUGCACUUAUUCUGGGUAGCAUGGCUAAAGCUGCAAUCGCAUUUGGGGUGAUUUUAUCGUUUAUCUGGAGAUCAUUACUGGGAAAGUUAGAACUUUUCAUCGAAGCAAAAUGUACGUUAUAAACAGAAUUUCCCGACUGGAAAAGGAAUUGAAUCCGCCGUCUCCGGGUUGGCGAUCGAAAACCCUAUCCCCUAGGCUAACCGGAGACCCCAAUCUCACUUUCGAUCGCCAACCAGUUCCCCACUCAUCGGACAGAACUGCAAUUCUGACCGAGGAUUUCAAACGUUUAACCCAGUGUGCCUACUGACAGCCCUCUGAAAAUCUUAGAUCUACACGCCCUUGGUACAAUGAAAGCACAGGAUGCACAAGUUCUUCGCAGUUUUACACAUACCUCAAUAGUGAACGGCUUGCUGAUCCCAGUUUAGGGCACUGCCGGCCGGGUGGGUUAAACAGGCGACAACACUCCGCGACACACGCGAUUCAACACCCGGGCACAAGAACAAAACAAACUAUUUACAAUGGACACAUUCACGCUGUGUGCAUGACCACUGUACUUCCGGCGGCAGUCUUCCGCUAUAGGUUCAAAUUUUGAACGAUGAAUCAAACUGGCACUCCCGCAACGGAGACGCGACACUCAGCUAGACGGACACCGAACUGAACUGACUA
This is a messenger RNA of Aedes albopictus (Asian tiger mosquito), 1917 nucleotides long. RefSeq names its product histone H1-like. Gene Ontology annotation, cellular component: nucleus; nucleosome. The coding region runs from base 62 to 742 and encodes 226 amino acids. Gene Ontology annotation, molecular function: double-stranded DNA binding; structural constituent of chromatin; nucleosomal DNA binding. NCBI's taxonomy places the organism in Eukaryota, Metazoa, Arthropoda, Insecta, Diptera, Culicidae. The transcript has a single exon. The record is from RefSeq and is a predicted model, not a curated record. Gene Ontology annotation, biological process: negative regulation of DNA recombination; chromosome condensation; nucleosome assembly.